AUGGAUUUCGACAAAGACUUUGAUGCUUUGUUUGAGCAAGUUAUAGAUGAGGAACUUGAAGAUAACACCGACGAAUAUUUAAUGAGAAUAGCACUUGAGAUGCAACAACAAUCUGACAACACUACUCGUCGAAGGAAAAAAAGAUUGAUGAUUGAUCGAUGUCGUGAAGAAGGGCACAAUCGAUUGUUCAAUGAUUACUUCUCUGAGAAUUCAAUUUACACAUAUGCUCAAUUUCGACGAAGAUUUCGAAUGCAAAGGCAUGUGUCCCUUAGAAUUGUAGAAGCCCUUGGUCAUUAUGAUGAUUAUUUCCAGAUGAGGGUUGAUGCAACUCGAAAGAAGGGUCUUUCACCAUUACAAAAAUGCACAACUGCAAUUCAUAUAUUAGCAUAUGGAUCAAGUGCUGAUAGUACAGAUGAUUACAUUCGAAUUGGUGAAAGCACUGCUGUGGAAUGCUUAGAGAGAUUUGUAUCCGGUGUGUGCAACAUAUUCAGAGCUGAAUACCUUAGGAGGCCUAACAAUGAAGAUGUUGAACGACUACUUCAAAUGGGGAAUGCACGUAGCUUUCCAGGAAAUUUUUGUCAAGGUGAUCACAGCAAACCCACAAUUAUGCUUGAAGCUGUAGCUUCACAAGACUUGUGGAUUUGGCAUGCUUUUUUUGGCACGAUAGGUUCAAAUAAUGACAUUAAUAUGUUGAAUGCUUCGAAUGUGUUUAAUGACGUUUUGUUAGGACAAGCUCCUGCUGUACAAUACAUAGUGAAUAGAACCCAAUAUAAUAUGGGUUAUUAUCUUGCUGAUGGUAUUUAUCCAGAGUGGGCUACAUUUCUGAAGACUAUCCCUAUGCCACAAGGAGAAAAGAUGAAAUUAUUUGUCAAACAACAAGAAUCGGCAAGAAAAGAUGUAGAGCGAGCAUUUGGAGUAUUGCAAUCUCGAUUUGCAAUUGUGCGUGGACCAACACGUGCUUGGCGUGUUGAUACAUUGAAGAAUAUCAUGCAUGCAUGUAUCAUACUACAUAACAUGAUAGUUGAAGAUGAGAGACACACAUACAAUAUUAAUUUUGAUUAUGAUAAUAGUAGUAACGAAGUCUUGACUUCCGAUGUAUCUAUUGGUCCUCAUCCUAUUUUUACUACAACAUACUUACAAAGGAGGGCACAUCUUCAUGAUAGACAGCAACACCGACAACUACAACACGACUUGGUAGAACAUAUUUGGGGACGUUUUGGACAUCAUAAUAACGAAAAUUAG
Molecule: messenger RNA, 1242 nt
Organism: Cajanus cajan (pigeon pea)
Lineage: Eukaryota; Viridiplantae; Streptophyta; Magnoliopsida; Fabales; Fabaceae
Source: RefSeq, a predicted model, not a curated record